Molecule: messenger RNA, 906 nt
Organism: Lachnellula hyalina
Lineage: Eukaryota; Fungi; Ascomycota; Leotiomycetes; Helotiales; Lachnaceae
Product: putative monoglyceride lipase
Exons: 2
Coding region: 1-906 (301 amino acids)
Cellular component (GO): membrane
Molecular function (GO): lipase activity
Source: RefSeq, a predicted model, not a curated record
AUGCCUACCGAAGUUGAAGGAACACACCAAAUUGGUAACAUUUCUCUCUACACCAAUACUUGGAAGCCCGAUGGACCGCCUGUCGCAAAACUAAUCUUCAUACACGGCUUCAACGACCAUAUCCACCGCUACUACUCCCUCUUCCCAUCUCUCGCCGCCCGUGGAAUUGAAGUCCAUGGCUUCGAUCAACGAGGAUGGGGACGAUCCGUCAAGAACCCCUCCCAGAGAGGCCUCACAGGCCCCACUACGCUGGUCAUGUCCGACGUCGUGUCCUUUAUAAAAACGCAAUUACCCUCUCCCGUACCGUUGUUCAUAAUGGGACAUAGCAUGGGCGGCGGCGAAGUAGCAACGCUAGCCAGCGAUCCAAAGUAUGCGGAUCUAAUACCUUCCAUCCGUGGCUGGCUUCUCGAAUCGCCGUUGAUCGCCAUCGCAAAGGGCUACGAACCAUCGGCUAUCACGGUGUUCCUUGGGCGGAUAGCAGGGAAGAUAUUGCCGCAUAUGAAGAUGGCGAAUCCUUUGCUUCCGGAAAACAUGACACGGGACCCGGAGGUGGCUAAGAGUUUGAGGGAGGAUAAGCUGGACCAUGAUACUGGUACACUGGAAGGGCUUGCGGGGAUGCUUGAUCGGUCUGCUGCUUUGGCUGAAGGGAGGGCGAGGUUGAACAAGGACGUAAAGAGUAUCUGGUUGGGACAUGGAACGAAGGAUAUGGGCACGAGUUAUGAGGCGAGUAAGAAGUGGUUCGAGGCACAGACUCAGGUGCAGGAUAAGGAAUUUAAGACUUAUGAGGGCUGGUACCAUCAGUUGCAUGCUGAUUUACCGGAGACUAGGGAUGAGUUUGCGAAGGAUGUUGCCGAUUGGAUUUUGGCUAGGAUAGGGGAUGAGAAAAAGGUAGAGUCCAAGUUAUAG